Myotis myotis is the source of this 3071-nucleotide messenger RNA. RefSeq names its product RAS like family 10 member B (gene RASL10B). The transcript is spliced from 4 exons. The coding region runs from base 237 to 848 and encodes 203 amino acids. Gene Ontology annotation, molecular function: GTPase activity; GTP binding. Lineage: Eukaryota; Metazoa; Chordata; Mammalia; Chiroptera; Vespertilionidae. The record is from RefSeq and is a predicted model, not a curated record.
UCUCUCCCCCCGGGCCAGGGAGCCGGGGGCAGCGCCGGAGCCCGGGGGGAGCGCGGCCCCAGGGCUGGGGGCAGCUAAGACGGCCCCGGUCCAGGUGGAGGCCGCAGAGGGCCCAGGGCGGGCAGGGGCAGCAAUGACUGGUCCUGACGGUGGCUGAGCCCCCAGCCCCUGGAAUAUGCAGCCCGGGGGAGCCCCAGGCAGCGGCGAGGACGCGGUGGCGGCGUGGGGCGAGAGGCAUGGUCUCCACCUACCGGGUGGCCGUGCUGGGGGCGCGAGGCGUGGGCAAGAGUGCCAUCGUGCGCCAGUUCCUGUACAACGAGUUCAGCGAGGUCUGCGUGCCCACCACCACCCGCCGCCUCUAUCUGCCUGCUGUCGUCAUGAACGGCCACGUGCACGACCUCCAGAUCCUCGACUUCCCACCCAUCAGCGCCUUCCCUGUCAACACGCUGCAGGAGUGGGCAGAUGCCUGCUGCAGGGGACUCCGGAGUGUCCACGCCUACAUCCUGGUCUACGACAUCUGCUGCUUUGACAGUUUUGAGUACGUCAAGACCAUCCGCCAGCAGAUCCUAGAGACAAGGGUGAUUGGCACCUCAGAGACGCCCAUCAUCAUCGUGGGCAACAAGCGGGACCUGCAGCGCGGACGCGUGAUCCCGCGCUGGAACGUGUCUCACCUGGUGCGCAAGACCUGGAAGUGCGGCUACGUGGAGUGCUCCGCCAAGUACAACUGGCACAUCCUGCUGCUCUUCAGCGAGCUGCUCAAGAGCGUCGGCUGCGCCCGCUGCAAGCACGUGCACGCCGCCCUGCGCUUCCAGGGCGCGCUGCGCCGCAACCGCUGCGCCAUCAUGUGAGCGCGCCCACCCCGCCAGCCCCCGGGGCGCCCGAGGCUGCCGCCGGGACCGCCCGGAGUUCCUCCUGGGACUGCCCGGCCUGAGCAGCGAGUGGCAGGAAAAGAACUCGGGGGGCCCGGGCCGGAAACGCCCCCGCCGCCACGCACCUCCCGUUGAGAGGCGGAGGGCGGGAGGGAGUCUCCCCAAACGGCCCAGUCCUGUCUCCAAUCUGUCUUCCUGGGACGGCUCCUUUAGCGCUGAGGUUGGCGCAGUACCCAGCCUGGCCCCAAGGGGCGCCACAGCCUUUUGGGAUUGGGGUGCGCGCAGGAAAUGGAGGGUGGGGAAGGGGAGGUGUUGCCUUAGCCGGUCCCCCGCGAGUCUUCUCCAGAGAGUGUGUCUGUCAUUGCCCCGCGCCUUCCUCCCGUGCCCAUCGGUCUGCCCAAGCGUCUCUUGGACUUACCCACUCUCUGGUCCCCCUCCCCGCCCCCAGCUCAGCUCACAGGGCUCUCAUUUCUUCCACCUCCUUGUUGCAGAUCCUGGUGCCCCUCUGGCCGGCAGCACCCCCGGCGCAGGACAGCGAGAUGCGGGUGGUCCUAGGACCACCUUCGGUCCGAGGGUUGAGGUCCCAGAUUAGUCAAGGGGAGAAAGCUGAGCUCUGCCCUCUCCAGGGAGACCUCCCCACCCAGCAGCCCCGAGACACAACAACCUACCUUCCAGCCUUAACUCGAUGGUCCGUUCCUGCCGGGUGCCCCUCACCCCCUUACUGACCCCAAAGCCAGAUCACCCCCUGGGUUAGAACUUUUCCCCUGACAGAGCGUGGAGAGGGAAUCCCCCAAAGGAGAGAUUUACCUCCAUGACGCCAGGCUCCAGCCCCCUGUUCCUUCCUGCAUUGGGUGGUGUUAGAUUGGGGGGUGUUGGGUUUGGGGAGCUGUGGGGGGCAGGCUGGGUCCCGGAGUGGAGGUUGGGGCCCAGGUUGUGCCAGCAAAGGCUCUGCUUUUCCAUCCACCCCAAUCAGAUGCCCCUGCUUGAAUCUCAGGUUACCCUGAUUAAUCUAGGGAGGGGUAGAGCCAGAAAAAGAAUUAUGGGGACCCCUUGCUUGAGGGAGAUAUGCCCGCUUUCUGCCCCCCCCCCCCAUUUCCUGGUUGGAGGCCCUCAGGAUCUACACUUCCUUGUGCCAACACCAGUUGGCCCUAUGCCCUGACUCACUCCACCCCGUUUUCUCCGGCUGCCUGGCCGGGUUUCUACCUCUCCUCACCAGAGCUGAUCACUGUCAGUUUUGUAUUGAAUUAGAAAUAACAAAAAUAAUGAAGAUACCAGGAGCGGCCUGAGGGAUUCCUGGGGGACUUGGAGGCCACACAAUGGUGCGUGUUCCCUGCCCCCAGGCCAAGUUCUCCUUGAGGCUGAGCCCUCAGCCCUGGGCUGAUGGGAGGACAGCAAGGUUAGAAGAGGGGCAGAUAGAACAUCUCGGCCUUGACCUGGCCCAGCUUUGUUGUAUAGAUCAGGAAAUCAGGUAGCCCAGAGCGGUGAUGGAGAGGAGUCUGGGGGAGGGAUUGUGGGUGGGGAGCUUAUCAUCCAGAUCUAGUGUGAGAGGGAAUCUAUGAAUUUCCCAGCUGAUUCCCCCUCCACCCACCUGGGUAGCACAGCCCUACAAGGACCGCCCUGACCUGGGCAGUCCAGUGCCCCUGGUUCUAGUCCCUGUUGUGCUACGUGACUUGGGGCAAGUGACCCGCCCUCUGAGCCUCCCUCUGAAGCAGAGGAGGUGGCUCCCCUUCCCCACCCCCUGAGUGGCUGGGAGGGUACGGAAGAGGGCCUGCCCCCUUCCUCCCUGCAUCCUGCUCCCUGGUUCCCCAGGGGGACAGGGUAAGGGAUGGCAGCAUCUCAUCACCACCGUCGCCCCAGCUCUGAGGCACCUGAAGUGGGGGUGGGGGACCCAGGCCUCUGGCUGCCCCUGUGGGAGCCAUUGGAAUGUAUUGCCUGCCCGUCCCACCUCACCCCCUCUGCUCACCCAGGUCUUUGGUUUCGAUUUCCUCCACCCCCAUUCUGAGUCUCUGUCCUUCUCCCUGCCUCCCCCCACCCACCCAGGGUUUCCCACCACAGGGUCUGGAAGUGUGUGUGACGCCCAAUGCGCUGUGAUCGGAAGUCAGAUUAAAAAUCAGGGAGUGUUUUCCCUCGUUUCUGUACCAAGGUGUUGGUUCUGUUUCUGAGGGUGGAAAGGAAGGGGCUCCCUACAGAGCUCUGCUGGGC